Molecule: messenger RNA, 559 nt
Organism: Hydra vulgaris (swiftwater hydra)
Lineage: Eukaryota; Metazoa; Cnidaria; Hydrozoa; Anthoathecata; Hydridae
Source: RefSeq, a predicted model, not a curated record
AUGCUUGCCGCAGAAAGUGCAACAGGAAAUAGAAUUCCUCCAUAUAUGAUGUUUACAAAGAUGCAUUUUAAUGACUUAAUGGUACACGGUGCUCCACCUGGAACAGUCGGAACAGCUCACGUGUAUCUACAUUUCAUUUGGCGCUCCAUGGAUAUCUACUGCCUGGGACAAACUGACCGUCGCGACCACCCUUCUCGGUGGCACUUUGAAUCAACAAGGUCUACCAUUUCUCCAACUCUAACUGCAACAAGUGUUUUAUCGUCGUCUGCAUCAAGUGGAUCGUGUACAUCUUCUAAGAUUGUUUCAUGUUCAUCUGCAACAACUGUUUCACCUGCUCAACCUUCUGCUGAGCUUACAUAUGAAGCCUACAAAAUUUACAGGACCCAGCAUCCUGGACCCACCAGCAACAAGUCAUAUUUGCGUUGGGUCCAGUUUGGGGGCAAAGAUGACCCCCUUUUUAGAUGGCCCAAUUAUCCCCCAAAAAGGCGUGCUGGGGACAACAGCAGAAGAGGUACAGGAAGUGGUUGCGCCAGAAGAGGUUGACAAAGAAGGAACGGAG